Messenger RNA from Lachancea lanzarotensis, 1167 nucleotides. RefSeq names its product LALA0S11e02168g1_1 (gene TAM41). Gene Ontology annotation, cellular component: mitochondrion. Gene Ontology annotation, biological process: CDP-diacylglycerol biosynthetic process; cardiolipin biosynthetic process. The coding region runs from base 1 to 1167 and encodes 388 amino acids. Gene Ontology annotation, molecular function: phosphatidate cytidylyltransferase activity. The transcript has a single exon. The record is from RefSeq and is a predicted model, not a curated record. Lineage: Eukaryota; Fungi; Ascomycota; Saccharomycetes; Saccharomycetales; Saccharomycetaceae.
AUGCUGAAGGUGUCAAAAGAACUUACAAAUAGCUUCCGUAUUUAUGGCAAGACGAUAGCCACUGUGAGACGCACACAUUCAUCGUUGGCUAGUUCGAAAGAUGAACGGCGCGGACUUUUUGAACCGAUGGUUCAUGGACCCAUUAUGACAAAUGCGGCUGGACUGCAACAUGACUUUUCACAUGACGAACUGGUGCUGUUAGAACAAGGUAUUAAGAAAUCUGACGAAUUAGCUUCCCAGUUUACCAAUUAUCGAUACAAGUUUAAAAAGCUGCCGUCAGAUUACGGUGCCAAUCAGCUCCUCGCUAUUGAGCCAGAACUGCAGAAAGAUCUGGAAAGUGUUGUUUCGGAUUUUGAUGCACCUGUAAAGUACGCUUUUGGCUAUGGAUCCGGAGUUUUCGAGCAAUCUGGAUAUUCAAGCUCACAAGAGCGGCCACAGAUCGAUCUGAUAUUCGGGGUGUCGCACCCUGAACAUUUUCAUUCCCUCAACAUGAGACAAAACCCACACCAUUACUCGUCGUUACGUUAUUUUGGAUCGAAAUUCGUGUCUCGGUUCCAGGAAGUUGGCGCCGGGGUAUAUUUCAAUCCGUUUGUCGAUAUAAAUGGGCAAGUUGUCAAGUAUGGUAUUGUGUCAAUGGAAACUCUUUUGAAAGAUCUAGCGACGUGGAACUCUUUUUAUUUAGCCGGAAGACUCCAGAAACCUGUAAAGGUUUUGAAAAACGAUUUAUCGGUCCAGUAUUGGAACCAGCUAAAUCUCAAAGCCGCUGCAACUUUAGCCAAACAUCUAAUGCUGAAGAAAAACAAAACAAGCGGGAGCGAGCUCCUGGACGAAUUCCAAUUUUACAAACAGAUAACUGCUUUGAGUUAUGCGGGGGAUGUGAGAUAUAACCUUGGGGCCGAGAAUCCAAAUAAAAUCAACAAUAUCGUGGAGAAGAAUUUUACUCAGUUCCAAAAUUAUUACAAACCAAUCUACAAAGAUGUCAUUAUCAACCAUUCUCACUAUUUGCCUCAAGGGUUCACACUCGAUAACUCUAUAAAGCUUUUAGAACGGAGAAUUUUUCGCACUAGCACGGAGCAAACCUUGAAAGGAAUGUUCACUGCUGGAAUCAUGAAGUCGCUACGUUAUGCAUGGGCAAAGAGGUUGAAAGCCAUGAAAAGAUCCAAGUGA